Messenger RNA from Rhinocladiella mackenziei CBS 650.93, 1944 nucleotides. RefSeq lists its product as uncharacterized. The transcript is spliced from 4 exons. The record is from RefSeq and is a predicted model, not a curated record. Bases 1 to 1944 code for a protein of 647 amino acids. Gene Ontology annotation, biological process: DNA-templated transcription. Gene Ontology annotation, molecular function: DNA binding; zinc ion binding. NCBI's taxonomy places the organism in Eukaryota, Fungi, Ascomycota, Eurotiomycetes, Chaetothyriales, Herpotrichiellaceae.
AUGGUGUCAAUCCCACGGAGAGAGUAUGAGGCGCUGAAAACAAAGUGUACAUUACUUGAACAAGGUCUUGCAGAGGUGAUCCCGUCGGACCGUGAAAGAAAUAAAUUGCUUCAGCAUUUGCAAGCAAAAGCUUCCGGCCCAGGGCGAAACCCGGGGAACGAGGAUCAGGAAAUAGCGGAGGAAAAUCAACACUUUCGAGAAGGUCGAAUUCUCCAGGACCCAGACGGCACGGUGAGAUAUCUUGGGGAAUCGUCAGGAGCAACAUUUCUCAACCAUCUACGAGAAUACAUGGCGACGGUGUUUCCACUGGCCUUUGAAGCCGCCUGGCCCGGUGGCUCCAAUCCCGACACCACAGCUUUCAUCUCGACCCUUGGAAAAUACCAGACUCACGACAGUCGACCACUCCUCAUCUCCAACGUAGAUCCGCUCGUGCUGCCGACGAAAGAACAAGCCACGGCCAUGUUUUCCGAGCUUCGCUAUUCCGCGCAGGACGCGGACGACGGCUUUCCUUCUGGUGGCAUUUAUUACUGGAUGGACGCACAAUCUCUUCUGGGCGAAUAUCAAGCCUAUCUCGACGCGGCGGCGACCAUCGAGGUCGGUCCCGGCAUGGCCACGGCCAAUGCUGCUUUUGCUGUGGCAUGUCAAUUCAACCCAAGCUGCGCCCCCGAGUGGGAGACUGGAUUCGGUCAAACGUUCUUCGCAAGAGCAAGAAAUCUGAUCGGGAAUCCGCUUGACGUUUCAAUUAUCAAUGACGCAAACGUUCUCGCUUUAUUGGGAUUUUAUCUGCUGAACAACAAUCGACGAGACGCUGCUUAUAUCUAUAUCAGCGUGGCAAUGCACAUCUUGAUCGUCCACGGGGUCCACAGAGCUUGGAUGGUGGAUGAGCCAGGCAAAAGACUGUUCUGGACAGUUUAUGUUCUCGAUCGGUGGCUGAGCUGUCUGAUGGGAAGACCGGCGCUGAUAUCGGACGAUGCAAUCAAAUUGGAUUUGCCUCGCGACUCAAGUGGCUUGCCUUCUGCCGCUGGCCUUCGUGCUCACAUCGAACUGGCAAGGAUCUCAAACUACAUCGUGUCCAAUGUCUAUGAUGUUGCCCGCCAGAGCGAGGAGCCUCUCAGGACCACCCUCUGUAUUCAUCAGUCUCUGAGGCAAUUGAAGUCAUGGAGUGAGAGUCUGCCACCGACUCUUCUGGGCACCGAAGAAAAUUUGAGUCGUGACCGUGCCGUAGGAGAGUUGCACAUGGCGCAAAAUCAGCUCCUCAUUCUAGCAGUGCGGCCACUGCUGUUCAUCAACGUCAAGAAAGCCACCGCGGAUAUGCUCCUCAAUGGCCGGACCAAUGUACAAGACAUCACGUACAAAGGCGAGCUUGAUCUCUGCGCCAAUGCUGCUCGACGUAACAUCCACUUGUGGCACCGACUCUCGAACCUUCCCCGUCCUGCAAGACUGUCGCAUUCUAGCGUGCAUGACCUGUUCAAUGCUGCUUUGGCCUUGCAACUUUAUCAAAUCUUGUUCGAAAACCAGGCACAAGGAGACCACGAAGCAAUUGACUUCGUGAUCUCCGCCCUGGACGUGGACGAGAGCAGUAAUAAGGAAUAUGCAAAGGACUGUGCCAAUGUUCUGACUGAUCUCAGCUCGCUCAUGGGUAGAUUGAGGAGGGUCGACUUGUCGAAAACGAGCCCCAGGAUUGAUGUACCUCGCAGCAACGGAAAUGAUUUACAGUCCCAUCCCUCCAUGAACUCUUCCCCUACUGAUGGAACUGGCACCACAGGUCUCGCAGAAUCUCAUUAUCCGAUGUUUCGUUCUCAGGGAGGCCCAGAUGACAUCCAAUCGGGUCAAACUGCGAGCUCGCCUUUUGAUCAUCGAGAGAUUGCUUAUAAUGAGCUUCUUUCCUGGCUGGAGACCGAUAAUCUACAACGUAGGGUCGACUUUCCGCAUCGCUUUGUAUGA